CUUAAGUGUGAGUGGUUGUGCCAGCCAUGCAGCAAGGCCAAUUUAGUGGCCGAAGCGCAGGUUCUAGCGCCCCCGCUGUCAACCUGCGGUGACAUUGAGGAGGUGUUCACCUGACACGCGACUAGAUCAAAUCUUCCACUGCAGGCCGCUGUUGAUGAAGACGAAGCCCUUUGAGGGUGCAUCGUGAUGACGGCCUACAUGUAAACUUCCACGAUGACGAGGAUAAUGAUGAUGAUGAUGAUGAUAAUGAUGACGUGGACGGCGAUGACGACAAAGCCAUCCUCUCGGUCGGCCUCUCCCGACCGCAACGAAGCAUGUCAGCAUCCGCAGCGCUUGUAAAAGGCGCUUUGUGCAUCCCUAAUCCGCUGUGAUGUCACCGCGCAGGGGGAGGAGCUUCGCUCUCCGAGUUAGCGCGACAACUUGUCGUCGUCUGGACGAUCGAACCGAACCGCAGCGAGCUGAAGGAGCGAGCGGGCACCGUCCGGGAGGAGGCGGCGGGGAUGCAGACGGCCGGAGCCGGACCUCUCCUCCGCUGACACGCAGGGUUCACGUAGGUGAAAGGACUAUGUUUUAAGAAUUGGAGUCAAAUUACCCCAGUAAAAUGAGCCACAAAUACCCGGAAGAGGGGAGUGGGGACGUGGAGGAGGAAAGCCCUGGUGCCUCCGCUUUGCGGAGGGCGAGGCACAAUAAUGGGUCGGUGCCUGGAGAACCUUCUGUACGUCGACCCUGGAGGCCAUGUCAGAUGCUCAGUCAAGAUGGAGAGUUGAAUCCAGAUCAUCAUCAUCAUCAUCACCACCACCAUCUUCAACCUCCUUAUCAUCACCACCCACCUGCAGGUCGUGGUGGUCCACAACGGCAACGCCGGCGUCCACCAUCCGUUCAAGGCCAAAGUCAGACCAAUUUCUCUGGCCCAAACGCAGAGGAUGUUCUCUGUCGCGAAAGUCAAAACACGGAACCCCGUCCUGUCCAGCAGCUUCGGCCCGCUGUCACGCGUUACCGCCGUUGCGGUGACCCGAAUCCGAGGCUCAAAGGUCAAAGACAGAGGCCACCGGUCAAGGAGAUGCAGGAAUCCUUAUCGGUUUCAGACCACCGAGAAGGUCAGACGGAAAUGACAGUGCAGCAAAACACGACAGAUGGUCUUUCAAAGGAGCAAUCACAGGACAGAGGAUCUCACCACCAGACUCCUGUUGCUGUGGUCACCCCAACUCACCUCUCACCAGGACCAAUACGUCUUGACUUCAACCCAGACCUCCAAGAAAGUGCUGCGGUCUGUGGGAAAGAAGUUAAGGAGAAUGAGGAAGCAGGACCUGCGGAGAAUGGUGCAGAUCAGCACCCCAGCACAGAUCUCUCCCGCUGCACCUAUGACAACCUACAGGCAGUUCAAGAUGGAAGAGAGCUAUGUGUCGACAAGGCGGUGGAAAAUCAGGAGGACGAGAUGGAUGGGGGAGUUCUCGAUGUUGAAGCUCAGGGGAGUGAAAUCACUGAUCUCUGCUCAGACACAGAAAGCGCCGCCUCACUCAGUAACGACGGACCUCUCCAUAGCCCACCGCCGCUCCAGUCCCCAACUCCGCCAUCAUCUCCUGAUGCACCGCUUUUCCCACAGCUGGACCACUUCGCCGAGGAAGCCAGUAUGAGCCCUUUGCCCGACAAUGACGCUCUGCCUGAAGAUGACGACGAAUGCUCUGAAUCGCCCCUGGAAUACUACCCCAAAACCUAUGCAGACUUUUAUACAGAGUCCCACCAAAAGUCUUACGUGGAGCCGGUUGAAAAUUCAGAGACAAAAUCUCAUCCCAAAUGUUUUCCGGAACCCCUUAAGACCUCCUACUCUGAAGCACGCCGAGAAGCUCGCAUGCAGUCUCGUCAGAAGUCUGAGCCAUACGAGGCCCAGCAGGGGUCCCACCGUGAGCCAUUUACCAGCCAUAGACAGGAGAAUGUCCAAAAAUCCUCCCCUAUCAAGGGCUCCCAUCAUGCACCAAGGCGGGGCAAAGACCGAAGUUCCCGUCCCUCCCAAGUGGACAGCUCUGUCGGCUGCCGGCUGCACCACUAUGACGGUCAAUCUGACGGAGAGGGGGGCAGUGCUACACAAAGCCCCAUUCAGAAAAGCUUGAGGCCAGCAGAUACACAGACGAAACAUCCAUCGUCUUCGCUGGGCAGCACGAGAGAGACCAAAGAUGAGGUUGGCGUCUCAGCCGAAGAAGGUACAAAGAUCCCGGGAGACGCCAUCAGCCUAGUAAUAAAAGACAUUCGGGAGGCCAUUGAGGAGGUUAAGACCAAGACGAUACGGUCCCCCUACACACCUGACCAGCCCGUGGAACCCAUUUGGGUAAUGAGACAGGAGAUUAGCCCGACAGAGGAAGUCGACCCACUGCAGAUGAUGCCGGGCCAUUCAGUGUCCAGGUCUCCAUCCCAGCAUGCCUCAGUGUCAGAUCAGGAGUCUGGCAGUCCGCUGAAUGUCAAGUCCUCCAGAGCAGGCCACUCCCAACAAUAUCGCGAGCAUCAGCCCCAAGGCCGCCAGUCGCAUCAGAGAGAAUGCGUGCAGCCUAAUCAACCACAGCAACAGCAACAUCACCAACAGAAUCAACAGCAUCUAGCUCAGCAGCCACGACAACAGGUUCAGCAGCCGCCUGGACAAGAGAUUCGCAGAUCUCUUCCUCAAUUUCCCACAUUUGUGGAUGUCCCUGGACCAUGUGACCCUGAUGACCUUAUUGACGGCAUCAUCUUUGCCGCAACUUACUUGGGAUGCACGCACCUGCUGUCAGAGAGGACACCCACAAAGAGCGCCCGCAUGCAACAGGCACAAGAAGCCAUGAACAGAGUGCGGGCAGCUCAGAAGCAGGCAAAGAACAAGAAGAAAAGCCCUGACAGUGAGACUCCAUGUACUGCUGAAGUGGAUCUUUUCAUGUCCACGCAAAGAAUCAAAGUCCUCAAUGCAGAUACUCAGGAGUCUUUAAUGGAUUUGCCGUUGAGGACCAUCUCCUACAUUGCCGACAUUGGCAACAUGGUGGUCCUGAUGGCCCGGGGCAAGAUGGUCCGGUCCCGCAGCAUGCAGGAAAACUUGGAGCACGCCGCCGAGCAAACCACCAUGUCCAAUGAUGACAGACGGCUCUACAGGAUGAUCUGUCACGUCUUUGAGUCUGAAGAUGCCCAACUUAUUGCUCAGUCCAUCGGACAGUCCUUCAGUGUGGCCUAUCAGGAGUUCCUCAGGGCCAAUGGCAUCGACCCCGAGGAUCUGAGUCAGAGGGAGUACAGCGACCUACUCAACACUCAGGACAUGUACAAUGAUGACCUCAUCCACUUCUCCAAGUCUGAGAACUGUAGAGACGUUUACAUUGAGAAGCAGAAGGGGGAGAUCCUGGGUGUGGUGAUAGUGGAAUCUGGCUGGGGGUCCAUCCUCCCUACCGUCAUCAUCGCCAGUAUGAUGCACGCAGGCCCUGCAGAGAAGUCCGGUCGACUCAACAUCGGCGACCAGAUCAUGACUAUUAACGGUACCAGCCUAGUGGGUUUACCUCUCAGCACCUGCCAGAGCAUCAUCAAGGGGCUGAAAUCUCAGUGCAGGAUCAAGAUGAACAUUGUUCGGUGUCCGCCCGUUACCAUGGUGCUCAUUCGCAGGCCGGACCUCAGAUAUCAACUGGGUUUUAGUGUCCAGAAUGGCAUUAUCUGUAGCCUAAUGAGGGGUGGAAUCGCAGAGAGGGGCGGCGUGCGCGUCGGCCACCGCAUCAUUGAAAUCAACAGUCAGAGUGUCGUGGCGACGCCUCAUGAGAGGAUUGUACAGAUCCUGUCAAACGCCAUGGGAGAGAUCCACAUGAAGACGAUGCCUGCCGCCAUGUACCGCCUGCUUACAGCACAGGAGCAACCUGUCUACAUAUGAACACACCUUCACACGCCGCUUCUCCUCUCUCUUCAUCCGGCUUUCACUCCUUUAAAUAGCUUGCACCUCUUCGCAACCUGUUGGACAUCACGCUAAUUGCCUUAAUCUGUACAGUGCACAACAACAUGGACAUCAACAGCGUAACACGUUUGUUUAUUUAUUAUUCAGUUGAGCCACGGGCUCCCGUGAUGUGGUGCAGUAUGUUGGACCAAAGAUAAAAUCAACGGUCUUAUUGUGCACAUGUAGGGCGGCAAACAGAGUAAAUGUUAUUUUUGGUUGAAUAGCUGUAAUAGCUGAAUGUACACUGCAUAACGUUGGACCUUAAUAUUGUCAGGGCAACCCAAAUGUUAAACAAGCAUGUUCAUUUCUGCGAAAUAAACUGAAGGCAAAAACACACACACACACACACACACACACACACACACACACACACACACACACACACACACACACACACACACACACACACACACACAACCGGGUUUGGAUGCAGUCACUAUUUUAAGAUUUCAGUUCAGUUUGAUUGACUCCAUAAACCGGUAUCUGGACUCAGAUUCAUGCUACUUGGGAGUAUUAAUGAUUCCUUUGACAGUGAACACAAACACUCCUCUAGUAACAAAACCAAAACACUGUCAUACAUAUUUAACGUAAACAAAAUAUUUAUUUGAAAUCCCCCAGUGCUGACAACAAAAACUAAAAAAAAAAAAAAAAAGAAAGAAAAACAUACACUUAAAAGAAACUAACAAGCCACCAUGAUUGUCUUCACCCCAUACCAUCGAUUGAUUUGACUUGAGAGAAUAUACAUCACAUCAACAUCAUUUGUCUGAAGCUUGACGACA
Messenger RNA from Hippocampus comes (tiger tail seahorse), 4707 nucleotides. RefSeq names its product amyloid beta A4 precursor protein-binding family A member 1-like. Gene Ontology annotation, cellular component: cytoplasm; dendritic spine; plasma membrane. The transcript is spliced from 13 exons. Gene Ontology annotation, biological process: chemical synaptic transmission. The coding region runs from base 602 to 3868 and encodes 1088 amino acids. Gene Ontology annotation, molecular function: amyloid-beta binding; protein binding. The record is from RefSeq and is a predicted model, not a curated record. Lineage: Eukaryota; Metazoa; Chordata; Actinopteri; Syngnathiformes; Syngnathidae.